Molecule: messenger RNA, 1435 nt
Organism: Vigna unguiculata (cowpea)
Lineage: Eukaryota; Viridiplantae; Streptophyta; Magnoliopsida; Fabales; Fabaceae
Product: RNA-binding (RRM/RBD/RNP motifs) family protein
Molecular function (GO): RNA binding
Source: RefSeq, a predicted model, not a curated record
CUCAUAUUGAUGUUGUUUUUUCUUCGAUUGUUUUGUUUUAGUUUCUUUUCAAUGGUUUUUAUUGAUGCUAUCAGUUGUGCUGGGGGUGAUUCCAAAUCCAGUUUAACAUUAUAGAAUUUGAUUGAGUUGGAUUCGUUUCCAUUGUUUGCUUGAGCGUGAACAAAAUUAUGUCUUCAGUUUAUGGGCAGUCUUCAUUCUCAUUUUGUGUUCUAAAAUAAAAAAUAAAACAAUUGAAAUGAUAGUCAUGUGAUCAGUUCUGUAUGUCAAAAUUGAGGCUGAUAUCUAUUGGGGACCACCAAAUAUUUUGAAAUUUACAAUCUCUUGAAGAUGAAGCGAAUGAUAUUGAAUGAUAGAUAAUAUUUGUUGAACCUGCUCCUACUUUUUCCCUUCUGAGAUCGAGUUACUUGACAAGUAUGUAUACUGACGGUUAUACUGCUCUAGUUACAAACUUAUCUUCAAGAGCAACAGAGAACGAUGUACACAAUUUUUUUGCUUAUUGUGGACCAAUUGAGCAUGUUGAAAUAAUAAGAUCUGAUGAAAAUGCAUCUACUGCAUAUGUGACUUAUCAGGAUGCCUAUGCCCUGGAAACUGCGCUAUUGCUAAAUGGAUCAAUGAUAUUGGACCAAUGUAUAUUCAUUUCACGCUAUGAAGCUUACGUAAAUGACUAUGAUAAUUGGGGCAGUCAUGUAUCAAAGCCUGAAGACAGUAUUACAAUCUCACAAGAUGAUCGCAUGGACAAGUUUGUUUCUUCCCCUGGAGAAGCACUAACUCUGGCUCAGGUGGUUGUCAAAACAAUGGUGGCUAAGGGCUAUGUGUUGGGAAAAGAUGCAUUUGUGAUGGCAAAAGCUUUUGAUGAAUCUCAUAAUGUGUCGUCUACAGCAUCAUCAAAGGUUGUUGAACUCAGCAAUAAAAUUGGCUUGACUGAUUCCAUUAAUUCAGGCAUUGAAACUUUUAAAUCUGUGGAUGAGAAGUAUCAUGUCACAGACUUCACCAAAUCAGCUGCAACAGUGACAGGGACAACAGCUAUAGUUGUUGCAUCAGUUACCGGUAAAGCUGCUGUGGCAGCUGGAAAUGCUAUAGCCAACAGUAGGUACUUUGCCAAAGGUGCUCUUUGGGUUUCAGAUAUUUUGACACGUGCCGCCAAAGCAGCUGCUGAUUUGGGUCAGAGUGAAAAGAAAUGAAACUCCAAACAAAAACUGCUGCAAAGUAUGUUGAGUUCUUGGACACAAACAAAUAGCAUCAUUUGUUUGUUGAUACUGUAUUAUCAUAAGGCAUGAACUUGCUUUACAUGCGUGGCUACUCAUCUGGUGCAAAUUGUUCAUAUCAGUAGUUUUUAAGAAUCCAUGGUAAGAAGCCACUUAUAUAUGCGUAUCGUCUUACAAAAUAUGAGAAUAUGGUACAGUUUUAAGUUUUAAGUGCCAAUUUUCUUAUUGCC